AUGUCGAAUUUUUUCCAGAGGACUCAGAUACAGACUGCUAGGCCCACCAUCCCGACAAACACGUCUUCCAAACAGCCUGUCUCACAGACUCCUCUAGCCGUCUACCCAACUAAUCAGCCAAUCAUGAAGCCCAUGGCACCCAUGCCUUUCCCUUCCCUGCGGGCUGCACAGCUUAAAAACCUUGGGGCCCGGCGACCACCACCCAGGAAGAUCAUCAUGGGCCUGUCUUUGCACGACGAUGUUCAGCUGAAGAAAUCAGAGAAUGCCUGGAAACCAGGCAUGAAGAGGGAAAGCCUCCCAGCGGAACCAGAGUCCAACAAAACACAGGACCUGUUCAAGAAGGUCCGCAGCAUCUUGAACAAGCUGACGCCGGAGAAGUUCAGCCAGCUGGUGAAGCAGGUCUGGGACCUGACCAUCGACACUGAGGAGCGGCUCAAAGGAGUCAUCGACCUGGUGUUUGAAAAGGCCAUCGACGAGCCCAGCUUCUCGGUGGCCUACGGGAAAAUGUGCCGCUGCCUCGCCACGCUCAAAGUGCCCAUCACUGACGCUCCCAACAACACAGUGAACUUUCAAAAGCUGCUGCUAAGCCGCUGCCAGAAAGAAUUUGAGAAAGACAAGGUGGAUGAUGUGGUGUUUGAGAGGAAGCAGAAGGAGCUGGACUCUGCUGCAUCGGUAAGUACGGAGCGUGACCGACUUCAGGUAGAGCUGCAGGAGGCCAAGGACAUUGCCCGGCGGCGAUCCAUCAGCAACAUAAAGUUCAUUGGUGAACUGUUCAAGCUAAAGAUGCUAACAGAGGCCAUCAUGCAUGACUGCGUGGUGAAGCUGCUGGGGAACCACGACGAAGCUUCCCUGGAGUGUCUCUGCAGGCUGCUCACCACCAUCGGCAAGGACUUUGAUUUAGUGGAGGCCAAGCCUCGGAUGGAUCACUAUUUUAAGCAGAUGGAAAAAAUCAUCAGAGAGGGGAAGACGUCUUCACGCACAAGGUUCAUGUUGCAGGAUACCAUAGACCUAAGAUUGCACAAAUGGGUGUCAAGAAGAGCCAACCAGUGUCCAAAGACAAUUGAUCAGAUCCACAAGGAGGCAAAGCUUGAAGAGGAAGAGGAGCAGAGAAAAGUGCAGCAGCAACUGUACUUCAAGGACACCAGGAGACGGCCAGAUCCAAGGGAGCAGAGGGAGCAGAGAGAAGAGGAGACCUGGAAAACUGUGCCCAUGAGGAAGAAUGGCAGGACCAUCGACCCCAACAAGAUCCCAAAGAUCUCCAAGAUGGACGAGAAGAUCCAGCUGGGCCCUCACGGAAGUCGUAGCCGUACAGAAAAAAAGUGCAGCAACAAGCCGCUGAUCUCUGCACCGAAAGUCACUGAGGUCGAAUCUGAGCCAGAGCGCAGCAGAGUCCGAGAGCCUGGUGAAUCGACAGUGAAACCUGAGCCUGUUCGGACGAGAGAGAAACCUGCUCGGUCUGAGGAGGAGAUCGAGAGGAAGUGCAAGUCCAUCAUCGACGAGUUCCUGCACCUUAAAGAUUUCAAGGAGGCUGUCCAGUGUGUGGUGGAGCUUGAUCUGGGCUCUCAGUCGCACAUCUUCAUACGCGUGGGGGUGGAGUCGACUCUGGAGCGCAGUCAGAUCACACGGGACCACUUGGGCCAGCUCUUCUUCCAGCUGGCGCAGAAGGGAAUCCUGCCCAAACCCCAGUUCUACAAAGGGUUUGCAGACACGCUGGAGCAAGCGGACGACAUGGCCAUCGACGUUCCCCACAUCUGGCUGUACCUGGCUGAGCUGCUCAGCCCUGUGCUGAAGGAGGGGGGCUUCUCUAUGAGAGAGCUCUUUAGUGAAUUAAGCAAACAUUUGCUUCCUGUGGGAAGAGCUGGGAUCUUGAUCUCUGAAAUACUGCUCAUACUAUGCAAACAAAUGGGCCAUCGUACUGUGGCUUCUCUGUGGGAAGAAUCAGGCCUCAACUGGACUGACCUUCUGCCGGAGAAAGAGGAUGUCCAGGCUUUCAUCUCACAACAGAAACUCCAGUUUCUUCAGCCACAGAGUCCGAGUGUCUCAGAGCACAAACCUGAGCCAGAGGGCAGCAGUGUCCGAGAGCCUGGUGAGACGCACUUCACUGUCCAACACCGGACAGACAGGACGAUAAUACUGACACAUUCACUCUCUGCUUUGAACAGCCUUGCAGAGUCAGAGACUGAGCUGGAGACAGCCGCUGUUGAGCCUUCUCUCAUGCCCCCCGCUUCACUACAGGCCCAAGCCUCUAGUCCUGCUUACAGAGAGGCCUCCUCUGAAACUUUACCUGCUGACACCACUCCUCAACAGAACCCAGACAUCGAAGCCAGGACAACUCUGGGAAGCCGUACAGGCAGGAAGCGCAGGAAGAACAGAAAGCGCAGCGCAAAGCCGCUGAGCUCUGCACCGUCUCAGCCUGAUCUGUACACCAGGGGAAGCAGCUCAAAGGAGCUGCUGGAGAGUCCAACCCCGGAGGAGCCGCCAAGAGACAAGGAUGCGCCAAACCGGCAGGCCAACCCACCUGAAGCGGCCAACUCAAGUGAGCGUCCCUCAGCCAAGGAACCAGCUUCUUCUCACUUGUCCUCAGUCGAGGAGCUGAAACCCUCUUUGGUGCCACCUCAGACUCUGAACACAGACAAGCCUCUCUUAGACGCCCCUGGAACUCUGGCUGCCUUGUCUGGAGCAGCCCCCACGGCUUUGAACAGCCUUGCAGACCGUACAGGCAGGAAGCGCAGGAAGAACAGAAAGCGCAGCGCAAAGCCGCUCAGCUCUGCACCGUCUCAGCCUGAUCUGUACACCAGGGGAAGCAGCUCAAAGGAGCCAACCCCGGAGGAGCCGCCAAGAGACAGCGAGCCAGAGGGAGCUGUGCCUAGGAGACCGAAUGUCUCAGAGCACAAACCUGAGCCAGAGGGCAGCAGUGUCUCUAGUCCUGUUUACAGAGAGGCCGCCUCUGAAACUUUGCCUUCUGACACCACUCCUCAACAGGACCAAGACUUCGAAGCCAAAUGUGUGAAGACGCUGUGUUUUUACUCCUCCUCCUCCUCUGAUCUCUCUGUUUCUCAGGAGAACCUGACUGAAUCUCACCUGAGCUCGUCUCCCUACCUGAGGGCGUUGAUGACGGCUGUGUGUAAGGCAGCAGUGAAAAAUAACACCAACUGUCGAGUGCACACGGCCCUCAUUCAAAAGAGAUUACCUGUAUUGCUCCAGUACCGGAACUCAGAGAGUGAGCGACAGCUGCAUGCUCUUCAGGAACUUCAGUCGCUGAUCGUCGCCCUCGAUCAUCCUCCAAACCUCCUCAAGAUAUUCUUCGAGUGUAUGUACGACGAGGACGCAUUCUGCAAGUCGGGGACCAGAAAAGACCCGGCCAAUCAGCUGGAUAAGGGCGUGGCCCUGAAGACCGUCACAGCCUUCUUCACAUGGCUGCAGGAGGCGGAGUCGGAAGACAAUUGACGAGUUUGGAUUCCAAACUUUUGCAACGUUCCGCACUUUUUAAUUUAUUAAUAAUAAAAGGUAGUUAAAAAUG
Molecule: messenger RNA, 3520 nt
Organism: Pleuronectes platessa (European plaice)
Lineage: Eukaryota; Metazoa; Chordata; Actinopteri; Pleuronectiformes; Pleuronectidae
Product: eukaryotic translation initiation factor 4 gamma 3-like
Exons: 25
Coding region: 1-3447 (1148 amino acids)
Cellular component (GO): eukaryotic translation initiation factor 4F complex
Molecular function (GO): protein binding; mRNA binding; translation initiation factor activity
Source: RefSeq, a predicted model, not a curated record